Molecule: messenger RNA, 360 nt
Organism: Verticillium alfalfae VaMs.102
Lineage: Eukaryota; Fungi; Ascomycota; Sordariomycetes; Glomerellales; Plectosphaerellaceae
Product: medium-chain fatty acid ethyl ester synthase/esterase
Exons: 2
Coding region: 1-360 (119 amino acids)
Biological process (GO): medium-chain fatty acid biosynthetic process; medium-chain fatty acid catabolic process
Molecular function (GO): acetylesterase activity; monoacylglycerol lipase activity
Source: RefSeq, a predicted model, not a curated record
AUGACGGUAGACAUCGUUAAAGAAUACGCCCGCGAGAACUCCGAGGAAAUCGAGGCUCACACUCAGUUAAACCUUGAUGCUAUCUUGUCUGUUACGACCCUGACGGAAUUUGAUAAGGAAGUUCAUUGCCAAACAUGGGGAUAUCCAACCGUAUUCUCAUAUUACCGCGAUGCAUCCUCAAGCGACGCUGUGCUGGCCAUCAGGAUCCCAUUUCUUGCGCUACACGCAGCUGAUGAUCCGAAUGCCAACGUUUCCGCCUUGGCUGAUGCUGUGGAAAAGGCACACAGGGGGCUACGAUGGGGUGUUCUUCCUGGCAGCUUCGCCGAUCUUCCAGCAGAUGGAGUAGUUCAGCGGGCGUAA